AAUUCAAGGAGUAGAGCCCAGAGAAGAGCAUCUCACUCCAAGGUACAGAUAAUACCUCAAACUGUGACCUUUUGUCUUAAAAACAACAGAACCAAAACCUCAGAAUCAUGACUCUGGCAGCUUACAAAGAGAAGAUGAAGGAGCUCCCUCUAGUGUCCAUUUUCUGUUCCUGUUUCCUGUCUGACCCUUUAAAAAACCAAACGUACAAGUAUGAUGCAGACACCGUAGACCUCAACUGGUGCGUUAUCUCAGACAUGGAGGUUAUAGAAUUAAACAAGAGAGCCUCUGGACAUGCCUUUGAGGUCAUCCUCAAACCACCUUCAUUCGACGGCGGCCCAGAGUUCAAUGCUUCUCUCCCACAAAGGCGGGAUCCCUCUCUAGAAGAAAUCCAGAAAAAACUUGAAGCAGCUGAAGAGAGGCGCAAGUACCAGGAAGCCGAGCUUCUGAAACACCUGGCGGAAAAGCGGGAGCACGAACGCGAAGUCAUUCAGAAAGCCAUCGAGGAGAACAAUAACUUCAUCAAAAUGGCCAAGGAGAAGCUAGCACAGAGAAUGGAAGUCAACAAGGAGAACCGGGAAGCCCACCUCGCCGCCAUGCUUGAACGCCUGCAGGAGAAGGAUAAACAUGCAGAAGAAGUCAGAAAAAACAAAGAACUGAAGGAAGAAGCCUCCAGGUAGAAGAGCUCGGCUCCGACAUUUUGGACUGAGGACUCCAACGUGUGCCUGAGAUUUCCAGCACAAUGUUAAGCGACUGAGACUCUCAUUCUUGCUUUAUAUGUUCGUGAAUGUCAAGAGACGACCCAACCUUUUUAUUUAUUUAUUUUUUGCGGGGGG
Molecule: messenger RNA, 833 nt
Organism: Spea bombifrons (plains spadefoot toad)
Lineage: Eukaryota; Metazoa; Chordata; Amphibia; Anura; Pelobatidae
Gene: STMN4
Product: stathmin 4
Exons: 6
Coding region: 108-677 (189 amino acids)
Biological process (GO): neuron projection development; microtubule depolymerization; regulation of microtubule polymerization or depolymerization
Cellular component (GO): neuron projection; cytoplasm
Molecular function (GO): tubulin binding
Source: RefSeq, a predicted model, not a curated record